Vicia villosa (hairy vetch) is the source of this 711-nucleotide messenger RNA. RefSeq names its product FK506-binding protein 2. The transcript has 6 exons. The record is from RefSeq and is a predicted model, not a curated record. Gene Ontology annotation, molecular function: peptidyl-prolyl cis-trans isomerase activity. Lineage: Eukaryota; Viridiplantae; Streptophyta; Magnoliopsida; Fabales; Fabaceae. The coding region runs from base 75 to 530 and encodes 151 amino acids. Gene Ontology annotation, biological process: protein peptidyl-prolyl isomerization.
UAUUAAUAACUGCAUCCAAAAUCAAAGACUCAACUGAGUGACUGUAAUAAAAAAAAAAAAAACAUAUCUACACAAUGAAGCCAUUUUCAAUUUUCCUCACCUUCACCAUCUUCAUCAUCGCAUCAGCAUUAGUUGCUGCGAAGAAUGCUGCUGAUGUAACCGAGUUGCAGAUUGGCGUUAAGUAUAAACCAGCAUCAUGUGAAGUUCAGGCACACAAAGGUGAUAAAGUGAAAGUACACUACCGGGGAAAACUCACCGAUGGAACUGUAUUCGAUUCUAGCUUUGAAAGAAACAGUCCAAUUGAUUUUGAGCUUGGUGGUGGUCAAGUGAUCAAAGGAUGGGACCAAGGAUUAUUGGGAAUGUGUCUUGGUGAGAAGCGAAAAUUGAAAAUCCCAGCAAAACUUGGCUAUGGAGAACAGGGUUCUCCACCAACUAUUCCAGGUGGUGCAACACUUAUAUUUGACACUGAGCUUGUGGGAGUGAAUGACAAAAGCUUAAGCGAAGAAAAACCAACCUCGUCCGAACUGUAGACAAAUCAGCUAGACUAUUGGCAUCCUGUGAUAGUUUACUUUUGUUUCUUAAUAAUGCUUUCAACACCAAGGUUUCGUUGUGUAACCUUUAAGUGAGGCUAGUUUAGAAAGAUUUUGCUGUUGUACCCUAUAACUUAAAUACAUCUAUUUGGUAUUUUUCUAGCUUUCUUGAGAAUUUUCA